Molecule: messenger RNA, 1508 nt
Organism: Aspergillus fijiensis CBS 313.89
Lineage: Eukaryota; Fungi; Ascomycota; Eurotiomycetes; Eurotiales; Aspergillaceae
Exons: 1
Coding region: 44-1087 (347 amino acids)
Biological process (GO): mitochondrial gene expression; mRNA stabilization; mitochondrial proton-transporting ATP synthase complex assembly
Cellular component (GO): mitochondrion
Source: RefSeq, a predicted model, not a curated record
CUGACGGUGUCUUCUAUUCUCAGCAAUCGUCUACAACAACAAGAUGAGUGGGCUUCUUCCUCGAAGGCCCUGGUUUAGACCAGGUAUUCGAUGUAAAGUACUCUCAGCUAAAGCCACGUCAAUACCGCGUUAUCAAUCUCCUUGUCUACUCCAAAUCCAAUGCUACACUUCCCCAGCGCCGAGUUCUAGACCUGCUGGACACCCGCGCGGACCUACACCACCACCAACAACAAACCUACUCGAUGCCGUUAUCGCCGACCAUCAACACAAGCCUCCCUCCGGACCGAGCAAGCAGACUCUCUACGAGGCAUUUGGCGAACACACCGCCGCGGGAGGCGCCGUCUCCGAUCAUCUGGGCUACUCCGUCGUCUCCACCCUCUUGACCCCGCGAGCCCCCAACGAUGCAGAGUUCCCUGACCAGGUGCCGGACGCGGACAAAGAGCUAGCGCUGCGCGUGCUGGAGUACCUCUCCCUGCAGGGGACGCCGGUCCUCGUCAUGGGGACGUUCGCCAUGCUCUACCAGGCCGCUAUCUUUUCCCCACCGCAGCCUCGCACCACGGUCGAUACCGACACGGAUGAUGAUUUCUUUGCACCCAGCCCAUCCGCCAGGAAGCAAGACGACAACGACAUCGACGCAGCCACCCGGAUCUCGCGAAUGAUCACCGCGCUCCACCUCUCCUACCACCCGGACGACGCGCGAAGCCUCAUGACCAUGCUGUUCCAGAACGGCGACGACGAGACCUUCUGGAAGCUGUGGCGCCGGAUUCCGCUGCAGGGAGCGCCGCGCAGCGCCGAGGACUACGCGAUGCUGUUCCGCCUGCACGCGCAGCUGGGGGAUCCGCGCCGCGCGGAACGCUGCGUGCUGUUGUGGUUCCCUAUGAUGGCGCGCGAGGGACUCCCCGCUUCGGCUGCGCAGGGGGAGAUCGCGCGGCUGGUCGUGCGGUGUAUCGACCUUCCGGAGGUGGGAACCUUGAAGCGGGUCUCCGAGGGCAGGCAGUUGGAACAGUUGAUGCAGAUCCGGGAUGAGGCUAUCCAGGCGGCUGCCAUGUGGUCUAAAGGGGAGAAUGAGCAUCCGCAAAAUCGGUGAUGUCGAAGGGUGAGGAGCAUGGGCUGUGCGAGACUUGCUGUGUGGUUUGAUUGGGGCGGUGGAGCGGAAGUACAGUACUCCUUUUUGCUCGUACGUCCGGGCGUGUCGAAUCUGUGGCUGUUAAUGUGGUGAUGAAGAAUACCUGGGAUUCUUAGCUUGCUUGACGAAGACGGCGUUAAUGUGCUCUUCAGAACCUUGCCUGGGAAAGCUAUCUUAGCAGCCGUGGCUACUCCAGUUACAUCACGACAACCUGUCGGUGUGAUUUCAGCUUUGUUCCCGAAACUUUGGACAGACGUCAGUCAGUGUAUGAUAGGCAGAGCAACGCAGUUCAUGUACUAGAAAGCUUCUGUCUUGUCUCUCUUGUAGUCUCUCUGGUGUGAAGGUGUCUGGUCCAUCCAAGGCGAGAAUUCUCAUGAACUCU